Molecule: messenger RNA, 2001 nt
Organism: Cotesia congregata
Lineage: Eukaryota; Metazoa; Arthropoda; Insecta; Hymenoptera; Braconidae
Source: the annotation of a GenBank genome assembly
AUGACGACUUCGGUGCCUGUUAUACGUUGCAAAGGCAAUCAGUUGUGGCAAGAUACAGUUUUAGGAUGUAUUGUUGGAAUUUUUUUUAUCGGUACGAGUGUUGCCGGUGUUGUUGAUAACACGCAAUAUAUCACAUCAAGAAUAAUAAAUUAUCGUAACACAAGUUACAAUCCAUGUGAAAAUAUCUACGCAUUCGCAUGUGGCAAUUACUUAAAAGCAAAUGUAACUCCGCCGAUAAUAUUACAGCCAUCUCUAGUCGCCAAUGACAUUACCGACUUGAUUCAAAAUGGCGGCAGUCAUAGAGAGUUAAAGCCUUUCAAAUUAAUAGAGGAUUUGUACAAAACAUGCAUGGACGACAAUGCCGUGGGACAGGAAGUUUUGGCGCUACUGGACCGUAUUCUCAAAAAAUUGGGCAACUGGCCGGUGUUUGAAGACGGUCGUUGGAAAGAAUCCGACUUUGACUGGAUUGAUUUCACAAUAGGGUCCAAGAAACUGGGGCUGGAUAUCAACUAUUUCCUGGACUUGAAACCUUGGCGAGUGAUGGAGUUCAAUAAGACUGUCAUUGCGCCAGCAGAGUUCAAAGACUCUUCAGAUCCUUUGGUAGCAGCUUAUGCGAAGUAUAUCCAAAGCGUGUUUGCCUUGCUGAAAAACAAGAAAAACUCAUCGAGGGAAAUCAGUGAGAUAAUUGAAUUCGAGCGUCAAGUAUCAAAGAUAAACCUCUACAACUCUAAGGAUAUCUACACAGAAAAGCUGACCCUUGAAGACCUAGUCAAAAAAUGGCCGACGAUAAACUGGAAUGAGCUGAUCAGCAAUAUAAUCCUUCGAAACCUGAAAGCUCCCGUUAAAAUCACCGAAAUUUUUCUUUGGUCCAGUCAAGCGGUCUCUGACUUUGUCGACCUAGUGCUGAAAACUCCCAACCACGUGAAAGCGAACUACGCUGUGUGGAAGAUAAUCCAGAAGACGAUUCCCCAUCUGACUGAAAAGUAUCGCGUGCUCCACCGGGAGUAUUGCUUAGUUCAAAAAUGCGAGAACACGACUCGCGCGCACUCUUGCGUAGGCGUCCUCAAACGACAUCUUGCUCCCGCUGUGAACUUGCUGUACGCCAAGAGUCACCAUAACAGUGACAGUGAAGCGCUUGUGACGGAUAUUAUCAGGAAUAUGAAAGAUGAACUCGUGAGGAUGAUCAACGAGUCCUGGAUGUCGCAAGAAGCCAAGCAGAAGAAUGUUGAGAUUGUUAGGAACAAAGAGUUUGUCAUUGGAUUCAAGGGCAAGGAUGAUGACUGGGUGAAGUUUUAUGAAAAUUUGGAAAUUGAUACUUCUAAUUACUUGCAAGCUUUGUUAGACUUGGAGCUCUUUGCUAUUGAGAACAGGUUCAAUGAGACGGAUUUUGAUGGUGAAGCCAAGAAAUUGUUUGAAGAAUUCCUAGUAAGCAGCUUGUACGGGAAGAUAUACAUACCAUGGUCAAGCUUAAGAAAGCCAUUUUUCGACGUAAGCUACCCAUUGUACGUGAAUUACGCUUCCAUUGGGUCCUACAUCGCCUACGAACUUAUCAAAAGCGUCGAUAAUUUAGAAGACUUCACUAAAGACGUUGAAAAUGAAAAAGCCGCGUGUUUCCGCAACCAAUGGUCUAUUAUUGACAAUUUUAACCUCAACGAUCAUACUUCUGCACCGAAAAUUCGGAUGGCUCUAAACGCGCAAAUCGUCGCGCAGAUGGGCAUGAAGAUAGCAUACCUAACUUACCGACGAGUCGCCCAGAGCCCGAAAGAGGAGGUGCCAUUUCAGCUGACUUACACGAACCACCAACUGUUCUGGAUAAACUUGGCUCAGAAUUUCUGUCAGGAAGACCCACAACACGAACCAAAAACAAUCGACCACAAGUACACAAGCUUCGAGUAUUUUUUUUCAAAAGCUGUAACGAGUGCUCCGGAAAUUUACGACGACUUCAAUUGUUCGGAUAAAUCGUUCGCUAAAAAUUACGGAACUUCUUGCAGUUAUUUGUGA